AUGACCCAGUCCAAGGCCGACAAGAUCAACGAGGUCCAGUCCAACCUCCCCCUCCCCGAGCAGCCCCCCGUCGCCUCCGACUGGCAGUCGGCCGACGCCACCAAGGUCAACGUCGGCAGCGGCGGCAACGCCGAGGCCCCCAUUGGCCGCGACACGGCCGCCACCUCUGGCCUUCGCGAGCCCGCGUCUAAGGCCAACGAGGAUUUGAGCAGCGUUGGCCGCCAGGGCGUCGAAGGCCUCAGCGGUCCCCCCAAAGAUGCUGCUGCGAAAUAA
Colletotrichum higginsianum IMI 349063 is the source of this 273-nucleotide messenger RNA. RefSeq names its product Tubulin gamma chain. The record is from RefSeq and is a predicted model, not a curated record. The coding region runs from base 1 to 273 and encodes 90 amino acids. The transcript has a single exon. NCBI's taxonomy places the organism in Eukaryota, Fungi, Ascomycota, Sordariomycetes, Glomerellales, Glomerellaceae.